AUAGAUAGAGCCCGCAAUUUUCUCAGAGAGAGAGAGCGGGCUAAAGAGAGGGAGAGACUGCACUUGGAGUCUGCUACUUAAAACAAAGAUUGGAAUAUAAGCAUCCUAGAAGAUUCCUUCAAAGGUGGCGGCUUUGCUUCAACUGUUUCAGCAUCAAACAGAGCUAGCUCGAUCCAAUUUGAUAAAGAGGCUGCUUAUGAGUGUUUGAAUGUAGUUUGACGUGGAAAGGAUUAAUUGCUUUGUUUCGGCCGUGCUGAAGUAGAGGAAGGAGGAAGAUGGCUGCUGCAGGUAGCGAGCAGCCACAGUUCAUUGCAAGUGCUGGAAACCGAAGUUGCUCAAAUGAGCCGCUCAUUGAGAACUCGGAUACUGAGAAAAUUGUGGUUCCAGAUAAGACAAGCUGGAAAAAUCUGUUUGCCUACAUGGGUCCGGGUUUUCUUGUUUCAAUUGCGUAUAUAGAUCCUGGAAAUUUUGAGACAGAUUUACAGUCAGGGGCACAGUACAAAUAUGGGCUACUUUGGAUAAUAUUAGUUGCUUCAUGUGCUGCUCUUGUCAUUCAGUCCCUAGCUGCCAAUCUUGGGGUAGUCACAGGAAAACAUUUGGCCGAGCACUGUAGAGCUGAAUAUCCUAAGAAAACAAACUUCAUACUUUGGGUUCUUGCUGAGAUUUCUAUAGUUGCAUGUGACAUUCCUGAAGUGAUUGGAACUGCCUUUGCAUUGAACAUGCUCUUCAAUAUACCUAUAUGGAUUGGUGUUCUCCUUACAGGACUGAGUACAUUGAUGCUUCUGGCAUUACAACAAUAUGGGGUUAGGAAACUUGAAUUUCUGAUUGCAUUCCUUGUACUCACAAUUGCUGGAUGCUUCUUUGCUGAGCUUGGUUAUGCAAAGCCUGCUGCUUCAGAAGUUUUGGAUGGGCUUUUCGUUCCCCAACUCAAAGGAAAUGGUGCUACUGGUCUCGCUAUUUCGCUUCUUGGUGCUAUGGUUAUGCCGGAAGAUUUCAAUUUGUCCCAUACUCCCACAUACAUCUUGCUCGUGGAGUUGAAAAUACUAAGGAGCUAUAUCUGACAAAAAAAAAAAUCUUGAGUGCAGGAAGCAUGCAGAUUUUAUAUGGUAGAAAGUGGCUUUGCUCUCAUGGUGGCCUUCCUAAUUAAUGUCUCUGUUAUUUCCGUAAGUGGUGCAAUUUGCAAUUCCUCGAGUUUGAGUGCGGAAGAUCAGAAGAACUGCCAGGACCUGGAUUUGAAUAAGGCUUCCUUUUUACUAAGAAAUGUUCUAGGUAGCUGGAGCUCCAAGCUCUUUGCUGUAGCCUUGCUCGCAUCAGGUCAAAGUUCUACUAUAACAGGAACAUAUGCAGGACAAUACGUUAUGCAGGGGUUCCUUGAUUUGCGACUGAGGCCAUGGAUUCGAAACUUCUUAACAAGAUGCUUGGCAAUAGUCCCUAGUUUGAUUGUUGCAGUCAUUGGUGGAUCUGCUGGCGCUGGAAAGCUCAUUAUUGUUGCAUCAAUGAUUUUAUCAUUUGAGCUGCCUUUUGCUCUGAUUCCACUUCUCAAGUUCACCAGCAGCAACACCAAGAUGGGGGUAUAUGCCAACUCGACUGCGAUUUCGGCUAUCACUUGGAUCAUUGGUUCUCUUCUCAUGGCCAUCAACAUCUACUAUUUGAUGAGUGGAUUCAUCAAGAUACUUCUUCAUAGUCACUUUGAACUAGUAGGUAUCGUGUUUCUUGGAAUACUUGGAUUUUCAGGCAUGACAAUGUAUUUGGCCGGAAUUGUAUAUCUGGUGUUCCGUAAAAAUAAAGAGGCUCCACAUCUUUUGGCAUUAACAACUCCUGAAAGCAGAGAAAUGGCAAAUGCGCAGCCGGGUUGUCUUCCAAGAGAAGAUAUUGUAAGCAUGCAACUUCCUCAAAGGAGAUCUACUGAAGAUCUAUAGAUUGAUGAGCUAGUUGUGUGAGGCUGUGAGCUAGAACAAUAAUGCAGCUUUUCUAGGACUUAGGGUCCCAACGUUUAAAAUAACGUGCUUCUGAUGUCUAAAAUGUCUUUCCUGAAUAAUUCCCUCUUCUUUUUAAUGUAUAUAAUCCAAAAAACUUGCAAUCUAUCUUUCCUUGUC
Fragaria vesca subsp. vesca is the source of this 2096-nucleotide messenger RNA. Its product is annotated as metal transporter Nramp6-like. Gene Ontology annotation, molecular function: manganese ion transmembrane transporter activity; cadmium ion transmembrane transporter activity. Gene Ontology annotation, cellular component: membrane. Gene Ontology annotation, biological process: metal ion transport. The transcript has 14 exons. NCBI's taxonomy places the organism in Eukaryota, Viridiplantae, Streptophyta, Magnoliopsida, Rosales, Rosaceae. The record is from RefSeq and is a predicted model, not a curated record.